This is a messenger RNA of Clonostachys solani, 993 nucleotides long. Lineage: Eukaryota; Fungi; Ascomycota; Sordariomycetes; Hypocreales; Bionectriaceae. The record is from the annotation of a GenBank genome assembly.
AUGAAAGCCAUUCAGAUCAACAAGCUAGCAAACGCCGCCCCGAAGUUAUCACUUAUUACGAAACCCCAACCUAGAGCGCAACCAGGAUUUGCCCUCGUCAAGGUUAGCUUCUCUGCAAUUCUGCCUUCUGAUCGCCUGAAUGCGAAGGGACUAUUCCCAUAUACUUCAUUCCCACGCACACCCGGGCGUGACUAUUCUGGCGUCGUUGUCGAGGUUGAACCGUCAUCUACCUACUCUGGUUGGGUUGGAGAGGAGGUCUACGGAACCAGCGACUCAGAGCUUGGAUUCACGCUCGAUGGUCCCCACGCGGAGUACUGCCUCAUCCCUGAGGAAAUGCUAGCCAAGAAACCCACCCGGUUGUCACGCAUUCAAGCAGCCACUGUUGGUGUCCCUUUCACCACGGCGCGGAGAUGCCUACAACGAGGUCGUGUCGGCAAAGAAGACACGGUGUUGGUGCUUGGGUUCACAGGGACGGUCGGAUCCGCGGCAGCCCAGGUAGCCAAGGCCAUGGGCUGCAAGCGUGUCUUCCGAGCGUCUCGCAAUCCAGAGGAUGAGCCGGAUGUCCUCCUUCCCGGGAAAAUUGCCGCAGCUAGCAUCCAGAAGCAAGUCUAUAAGUUGAACGACGGCAAGGGUGUGGAUGUCGUUGUUGACACCGUGGGCCAGAUCUCGCUGAUGAAAGCGGCGGUCGAGGCUCUCGCUGUUCGUGGACGUUAUGCGUGGAUUGCUGCCCCUCGAGAUGGCAGCUCGCCCGAGUUUCCGUUGGACAUCUUUCAAGCAUACCGGAAGGAGAUUGAGCUCAUUGGGUGCAAUACUGCGAUAAAAUCCAAGGCUGAUGUAGCGGAGGAGAUGGAAACAUUGGCUGAAUGGUUCAAUACUGGAUUGCUGAAGACAUCUGACGAGGAGGAUGUGGAAUUGGUGAGUUUAGAUGAGGCGAUUCAGACGAGCUACGAAAGACGUGGGCUGAAGAAGCACACCCUGAUUAGAAUGGGAUAA